Messenger RNA from Apaloderma vittatum (bar-tailed trogon), 456 nucleotides. RefSeq names its product proto-oncogene Mas-like. Lineage: Eukaryota; Metazoa; Chordata; Aves; Trogoniformes; Trogonidae. Gene Ontology annotation, molecular function: G protein-coupled receptor activity. Gene Ontology annotation, biological process: G protein-coupled receptor signaling pathway. The record is from RefSeq and is a predicted model, not a curated record. Gene Ontology annotation, cellular component: membrane. The transcript has 3 exons. The annotation marks the transcript as partial.
AACCUGGCCGUGGCCGACACCUGCUUCCUCCUCUGCACGUCGGCUUUCCUUGUCAUCUACCACGUGCCCGUGCUCAUCUGCCUUCAGCCAAAGGGUCUGCAGGUGCUGCGGCUAUUUCACUGCAUGGUUCUGCUCACGUACAGCACCAGCCUCUACCUCCUCACGGCCAUCAGCGUGGAGAGGUGUAGCUCUUGGCAACAUCACCCGGCGAGGCUGUAUGCCGUCGUCUUCCUCACCAUGCUGUUCUUCCUCCUCUUCGGCAUCCCGCUCAGCAUCGACAUCUUCCUCAACCUCUUUGGCUACACUAAUCUUGUCUUUGAGGUCUGCCUGUUGCUGGCCUCCGUCAACAGCAGCAUCAACCCGGUUACUUACGUCCUGGUGGGGAGCUACAAAAAGGUCCGAUUUCUCAGCUCCCUGAUGCUCGUAGCAGCGCGCUCUCGGAAACGGCGUGUUUGA